AUGUUCGAUUCUGUUGAUAUUACAAAAACAUCAAAAGAAGAAUUUCAAACCAUCAUGACAACAUUGAGAAAUCAUUUAAAAACUAUUAAUCCUGAACAAUAUUCAAUUGCAUUACUUCAAAAAGAUGAAAUACAAGUUAAUAUAUUAACAAUAUUAUUUUGUUUAAAUGCAGAAUUAGCAACUAUAAAGGAUUUUACAAAAACACCAUCAACAGGUUUAUUACGUUUAUCAUGGUGGAAAGAUCAAGUUAAGAAUGCACUUGUUGGUUUACCUCCAAGAGUACCUGUUUUAAUGGCUCUCUCUUUUAUGCAAGUUAAUUAUUUUAAUAAGGGUUUUACUUGUUUGAAUGAUAAUUAUCAACAAGAACAAGAACAAUCUAAUAUUAAUACUUCUACUACUUCUAAUACUACUGGUUCAACUUCAACUACUUCAACUCAAAAUAAUAAUUCAUUGAAAUUUUCACAUUUAAGAAAUAUAUUUAAAUGGAGAGAAGUUGAUUUGAAAUGGAAACAACCAGCAACAUUGGCAGAUAUUGAAAGUUAUUCAGAAGGAGUAUAUUCAACAUUAAUAAUGUCACAUUUACAAUGUAGUAAAUAUAGAGAUGUACAUACAGAUCAUGUUGCAUCACAUUUAGGUAGAUCAUAUGGUAUUUGUACAUUAUUGAGAUCUGUUCCUCAUUUAUCUGAACAUCAAUCAACUUAUUUACCUGCUCAAUUAUGUGCUAAAUAUGGAAUAACAGAAGAUGAUAUUUACAAACAUCAAAAUUCACAUGAAUUGGAAGAAGUUGUUUUUAAAGUUGCUGACUUGGCAAAAUCUCAUUUAGAUUUAGCAAGAGAAUUAGCAGAUUUGAAAGAUGAAAAAACAAACAAAUUACUUGUCAAUCCAAAGGCCUAUCCUUUAUUUAUGACAUCAAUAGUUUGUGAAGUUUUCUUGGAAAAACUUGAAAAGGUUAAUUUUAAUAUUUUUCAUCCUUCUAUUGGAGCUCAACAAUUGAGAUUUCAAUUCUAUUUAGACUUGGAAAAACAAGUUGGUUCGGAAAGUAUUAAAUUAUUUUCAACUUGA
Molecule: messenger RNA, 1062 nt
Organism: Naegleria gruberi
Lineage: Eukaryota; Heterolobosea; Eutetramitea; Acrasida; Naegleriidae
Exons: 1
Coding region: 1-1062 (353 amino acids)
Biological process (GO): biosynthetic process; mitochondrial respiratory chain complex I assembly
Cellular component (GO): mitochondrion
Source: RefSeq, a predicted model, not a curated record